Messenger RNA from Mugil cephalus (flathead mullet), 3525 nucleotides. RefSeq lists its product as uncharacterized. Lineage: Eukaryota; Metazoa; Chordata; Actinopteri; Mugiliformes; Mugilidae. The record is from RefSeq and is a predicted model, not a curated record. The coding region runs from base 91 to 3207 and encodes 1038 amino acids. The transcript has 22 exons.
CUAAUAAAAGGUUGUGUUUUAGGGUACUUUUGCCAAAGGUGGUAAAACUCUCCCUAAACAUUCAGCUGUGUGGGUGUGUGAUACUCUCACAUGAUGUCUGGAUUAAGCCCUUUUAUCCUGCGCUCCUACAUUAUAGGAUAUCUCUUCGUCUGCUCCAGUGCUUGGCGUGUUAUGAUGCCAAGCCACUUGAAAGGAUUGGUGGGUUCCUGCCUUGUCAUCCCUUGUAGGUUUGACUACAAUAAAUAUCCACCUCAGAGACCAGAUCGUGUUGUUUGGUACCAGUAUGUGAGUCGAGGAUAUCCUUUGGUUUAUGAUGACUGGCACCCAACUUAUGUCAUUGACAUAUUCCGUGGAAAAACACAAGCCUAUAGGUCUGGAUAUGGGAAGACAUGCAGCCUAAAGAUCGAACCACUGACCUGGAGUCAUCACAGACAGAAGCUUUAUCCCUGGGUGGAUCCAGAGAAUAUUGGGAAAAGCACCCAUGAAUUCUAUGAUACAACCGUAAUGAUUGAAGUAGUGGACACAGUAGAUCCCCCGAAUCUUCAAAUCUAUGGAGCCAAGAAGGUUGGACACUCUGUAGAUGUGCAUUGCUCUGUUUAUCACACCUGUCCCACUAAACCCCCAACUCUGAGUCUUAACAUCCCACAUGGAAACCAGGAUCGUACUGUCGAACUGACUGAUGGCACAUUCAAAACCACCUUGAAGGCCACUUUGCUCAUUGAGAAUGACUCUCAAAGAGUGGUGUGCUCUGUUCGAUACCCUACUGGUCACACUAAAAGCACCUCUAGCAACAUAAACGCAGAAUGUUCCAUUUUACCAUUGACUAUCAGCUCUACAUCAAAUGAAUUUCUUGAAGGAUAUCCAAGCAAAGUGAUCUGCACCGCCACAUACACAUGCUCUAAACAUAGGCCCACUCUGACAUGGAGCUAUGGUAACAUGCCAACCUCCACUGCUACUACCAAGGAGGCUCAGUGGAAGACUGUCUCCACACUGACGUUCACAUCAUCAGCCAACGACCAAGGAAGAUCUCUGACAUGCUACGCAGUAUUCUCUAAUGGAGAGAGACAGGAAACGAGCAUCACCCUACAAGUCAAGAGAAAUAUGCUCUCUCGUGGUUGGUCCUUCUCCACUCCUAGCAGCUUAACAGGAUUAAAAGGGUCAUGCAUCGUCAUUCCUUGCAAAUUCACCUACGACAACAACAAGCCCUCUGACCUCCGAGUUUUAUGGUUCUUGUAUCAGAGCAAUCAAUACCCAGCUGUAUUUAACCCAAGAACAAGCAAUGUUAUUAGCAAAUAUAAUGGGAUAACCAGCCUGGUUGGAUCUGUGGCAGAGAAUAAUUGUAGUCUUAAAAUCGAGAGGCUGGAGAUGUCACACAACCAGGACCGAAUCUACCCAUGGAUAGAUAAGAACCCCAUUACUUCCUACCACACAAUGGGCCACACGUUUUAUGACAAAACCACUCAGCUAACUGUUGAAGAACAUGCACAGGAACCUCAGCUGAGCAUCAGUGGUAUCCCCAGGGUGGGAGAGCAGAGCACAGUGUCCUGCAGUGUGCGCCAUACAUGCCUAUCAGCUCCCCCGACCCUGACCCUAAAUGGUGUAACUGGAACAGACAACAUGGUGGACACACUGGUGUCUGAUGGGAUUUGGGAAAGAACCUUAGAGCGAUCGUGGACUGUAGAAGAAGAGAACCAGAAUGUGAAGUGUACUGUUAGCUACCCAACUGGAGGUCAGACAGCUGCAAGUGAGCUUCCACUAAAUGUUGAAUGUCCAUACGAAGAAAUCAAAAUGGUCGAACCACCAGGCGAGACAACAGAGGGUGUGGCAAAGAGUGUCAUUUGUUCUGUUACUUACAAGUGCAAGAAAAAUACUCCAACCAUCAGGUGGAACUACGAAGAGAUGCAGAGUUCAUUAAAAACCAAAAAGAUGCCUGACAAUAAAUACACCACAGUAUCAAAUCUCACUUUUAUUGGCUCUAUGGAUGAUGAUGGUAAACCUUUGACUUGCACUGCUAAGUUUGUUUCCGGAGAGACCUCAGACUCAGCCAGUCUUCAUAUAAAGAAAUACGAGAAACCAGUUGAUCCUCAUGAAAAUGACACGUUCUCUGUUCUGGUGGCCGACGUUCCCUUCAGAUUCAGCGCCCUGCCCCGGUCCUGUGUGGUGAUUCCCUGCAGUUUCCAACACGAACAGGACGAGCCUAUGACUCGAGGCAUUUGGUCCAAAAAAAAGGGGGGAGUUGUCUACCAUAAUGGUCAGAGUCAUGUACUUGACCACUUUAAGGGCCGAACCAGAAUGUUAGGAAAUUUGAAUGAGGGGAACUGUUCACUGGAGAUUGACGACAUCAAGCCCUUUGACAACGGGCCUUUCUGUUUCCAUGCUGAAAAAGGAGAUGACCAGUACAGAUUCAACAACAGCUGUGUUUUUGUUGUUAUGAAAGCUUCCCCAGGAAAACCAGAGAUGACCACAAUCCCAGCAGAAGUGGAUGCUGAUUCAACCUUGACCGUCUCAUGUUCGGUUACACACACAUGUCCGUCACAUGCUCCCCAGUUUUCAUGGAGUGUCCCCAGCAUCACCAGUGAUGUCUCACACACCUUGAUGUCUGGAGGGGUCUGGCAGACCACUUCAACCAUCACUUUCAGGGCUGCUGGAGUCAGAAACCUAACCUGUACUGCCACCUUUUGGCCUGAAAAUCAACAAGCCAGCACAGUCCAGCUGAAUGUGAAGGAACCUCUGAGCUUUACUCCAGUCAUUGCAGUCCCACUUGUAGUCCUGAUCCUAAUCAUCUUAGCUGUGGUGUUAGGAGUCUUCAUCUGCAGGAGAAGGAGGCACACUGAGGACUCAAUGAAACCACCACCUCGACCGGAGAAAAGGAGAUCAAUGUGGGACAGAUUGUCCAGGAGAUACGCUGAAGACAGGGAGAGACCCCCCAGGCCGGAAAAACGGAGGUCCUUGUGGAGCAGAUUUUCCAGAAUGGAGGACGAUCGCAUCUCAUGGCAAAAUGAGAGGAGACCCAGGAAUUCUUUCUGGAGCAGAUUUUCAAGGCGCCAAGACAACGUUGCGAACGUCAGCGUGGGCUAUUUAAACAACACCAACACUGUAAUCACCCACACCCAUGGCUCCAAGCCACGCUUUCCAUCCCCAAAGAAUAACCGGAAGAAGCCUCACAAUGUCAGGCCUGAGGACUACCAACUGUAUUCCAACAUGUGAGCUCCGAUAAGACGACUUCGAGACAUCUUGGAAAAUCUCGGGAAGAAGUCGCACGCUUCAGUGUUUCUUGCAUUUUCUUGCUUCUUCACAUCCAGACGUAGUAUACUGUCUAUCAUGUGUAUUUGAUUGUGGGGAAGACGGCGCAUUUAAAUUUGAUUUCCCUCAGGAAGAGCGACAGAUGGAGGCAGGAGAUUGUCUCCUUAAUUUAACCUUCGCUAAACUUCAUUUAAACUUCCUUACUUAUAUCAAACAGAACAAAAUGUCAUGGCUUAUAUUAUGGAGACUCUCAAUAAAUAUGCUUUUGCUUUAUGAUGCUAA